UCUGUGGACGGCCGGACGAUCCGUGUGGACGAGGCUGGUAAGGGUGGUGGCGGUGGAGGCCGGUCCGGCGGUGGAUCCUACAGAGGUGGAGGAGGACGAGGGGGUGGAGGAGGAGGCUUCUUCAGAGGAGGCCGAGGAAGAGGAGAAGGCGGAGGCGGCUAUGGAGGUGGUGACCGAAGCUAUGGAAGUGACCGAAGCUACGGCGGCGGUGGAUAUAAGAGCGGAGGAGGAGGAUACUCCUCUGGAGGAGGCGGAGGCUACAACAGAGACAGGUGUGUUCCUCCGUUCAGUGCGUCUUUAGAUUGCAACAAAAAUGGUAUAAGCGUUAAUGUUAAGUACUUGUGCAAACAUCAGAACACCCAAUAACCUCUUAAUCUUUUGUUUUAUUCAACAAUGGGUGUUUAAAACGCAUGCAAUUGUCACUAAUUUAAAAAAAAAA
Messenger RNA from Sinocyclocheilus grahami, 439 nucleotides. Its product is annotated as glycine-rich RNA-binding protein GRP2A-like. Lineage: Eukaryota; Metazoa; Chordata; Actinopteri; Cypriniformes; Cyprinidae. The annotation marks the transcript as partial. The transcript is spliced from 2 exons. The record is from RefSeq and is a predicted model, not a curated record.